This is a messenger RNA of Olea europaea var. sylvestris, 1604 nucleotides long. Its product is annotated as protein trichome birefringence-like 33. The transcript is spliced from 6 exons. The coding region runs from base 80 to 1354 and encodes 424 amino acids. NCBI's taxonomy places the organism in Eukaryota, Viridiplantae, Streptophyta, Magnoliopsida, Lamiales, Oleaceae. Gene Ontology annotation, molecular function: O-acetyltransferase activity. The record is from RefSeq and is a predicted model, not a curated record. Gene Ontology annotation, cellular component: Golgi apparatus.
CAAAUGGGACCGAUUACCUUCUCUUAACAAACCAAAGUACAAAGAAAACAGAGAGGCCGGCCUAAAAGGUUUCAAACUGAUGAAGCCACCACCGUCCUCUUCCGCCUCCAGAGCCAUCCUCCUGCGCAAAGCCCGUCUUUCGCCUUAUCUUUUCGCCUUAUUAGUCUUCAUCUUCUUAGUCACCCUCCUAUAUGGGGAAGAUUUCAGCUGCACCUUUGGCCAGUUUGAUUCUGAUCACCAUAGCCACCUGCACACCAUUUCAACCGAGAAGAACAGUGAAAAGUUGGCUUUCGCCAUUGGAGAGACUGAGAGGGGCUGCGAUGUUUUCAAAGGGAGGUGGGUACGAGACAAGAAGGCUCGGCCGCUUUACGAGGAGUGGGAGUGUCCGUACAUUCAGCCGCAGUUGACAUGUCAAGAACAUGGCCGGCCGGAGAAGGAGUAUCAGCAUUGGAGAUGGCAGCCUCAUGGCUGUUCACUUCCAAGUUUCAAUGCCACAUUGAUGCUUGAAAGCCUCCAAGGAAAGAGAAUGUUGUUCGUCGGAGAUUCUUUAAAUCGGGGUCAAUAUGUUUCAAUGAUAUGUCUUUUACAUAGAGUCAUCCCUGAAGAUGCCAAAUCCAUGAAAACUUUGGGUUCUUUAACUGUUUUCACAGCCAAGGAUUACAAUGCUACAAUAGAGUUCUACUGGGCACCAUUUCUUCUGGAAUCAAACUCAGAUGAUGCAGUCAUUCACAGAGUAACUGACAGACUUGUUCGCAAAGGUUCGAUAAAUAAGCAUGGGAAAAACUGGAAAGGAGCAGAUAUAAUUGUGUUCAACACUUAUCUAUGGUGGAUGACUGGCCUAAGAUUCAAGAUUCUGCAAGGAUCUUUUGAUGAUGAAGAGAAGGAUAUUGUGACACUACCAACGGAUGAUGCUUAUCGUAUGGCCAUGAAGAGCAUGUUGAGAUGGGUGAAGAAGAAUAUGGAUCCCAAUAAAACGAGAGUCUUCUUUACCAGCAUGUCGCCUUCGCAUGAAAAGAGCUUUGAAUGGGGAGGAGAUCCAAAUGGCAACUGUUACAAUGAAACAACCCCAAUAGAAGAUCCAGAGUACUGGGGAUCAGGCAGUCGAAGAAGCAUAAUGGGAGUGAUUAGUGAAGUAUUCAGCAAAUCAAGGGUUCCAAUUACGUUUCUCAACAUCACCCAACUCUCAAGUUACAGAAAAGAUGCACAUACAUCUAUUUACAAGAAACAAUGGAGCCCGUUAACCCCAAAACAGUUGGCAAACCCAGUGAGCUAUGCUGAUUGUGUGCAUUGGUGUUUACCCGGGCUUCAAGACACUUGGAAUGAGCUUUUAUUUGCCAAGCUUUUCUAUCCUUAAUAGGAUCAGUACACAGCAUGUAGUAGUGGAAACUUUGAAGAUUUUCUGAUAAAAUCAACUAAGAUAUAAAAUCACCUAACGUGUAAAAAGGAUUCUUGCAGUUCCCCCAACGUUAGAAGAGAACAAAGAACAGAAAACUUCCCCUCCCUGUCCUGUUUUCGCCCAAUUCUUUAGAUUUUCUGUUUUUGUAACAUAAAUAUUGUCAAGAACUCAUCACCAUGAACAAAGUUCGUAAAAUUGAACUGGAUAA